Ostertagia ostertagi is the source of this 342-nucleotide messenger RNA. Lineage: Eukaryota; Metazoa; Nematoda; Chromadorea; Rhabditida; Trichostrongylidae. The record is from the annotation of a GenBank genome assembly.
AUGGAGCAGCUACAUGAAUUUGAUGAAGAGCCACCAAUAGAGAAUGACCUCGUGAUGAUCGAUUCGGACGCGCAGGUGGAAAACGAAAGUGACGCCGGAGUUCGUAAUGAGGAGAAAGGUUUUGACAAUGAAAGCGACGCCGAAAUUCACCAUGAAGAGCAAAGAAGUGUUAACGAAAAUAAUGUUGAGUUCCGUAAUGAAGCGGAAAGAAAUGGCCCCGAAGAAGAAGGUGAAAUCCAAAACGAAGUCAAGAGAAUGGCUCCGAAAACGAAUGCGAGAUCCGCAAUGACGCUCAGGGCGUUAGAGCUCAGCAACCAAUCCAGCAGGCUCGUGACGAGAUAG